Messenger RNA from Aspergillus japonicus CBS 114.51, 539 nucleotides. RefSeq lists its product as uncharacterized. NCBI's taxonomy places the organism in Eukaryota, Fungi, Ascomycota, Eurotiomycetes, Eurotiales, Aspergillaceae. The record is from RefSeq and is a predicted model, not a curated record. Bases 66 to 413 code for a protein of 115 amino acids. The transcript has a single exon.
UGGAAUGUCAUUGAUGAUGGUAUCAUCAAUGACCCAGGCCCGUCCCAGCCGCCCAACCGAGGCCUAUGUUAAAGGAAGUGUUGUUGAGGAGGUCAAUGUGGAGGAGGACGCUGUCGAGGAGGUGCUGUCGAGGAAGUUGCUGUCGAGGAAGUUGUUGUGGAGGAAGUUUCUGUGGAGGAGGCUGCUGUGGAAGUAGUUGUUGUGGAGGAGGUUGCUGUGGAGGAGGUUACUGUCGAGGAGGAUGCUGUCGAGAUGAGUCGUCUAAGUUGGUGAAAGGUAAGGUUGUACGUUGUACAUGCCCCAGGCCCGUCCCAACCACCCAACCGAGGCCUGUGAUGAAAGAAGUUUUGUUGAGGAAGUUGCUGUCGAGGAGCUUACUCUGUAGGAGAUUGCUUCUGACAAAGUCGUUGUAGAGAAGGUUGCUGUUCGAGAAGAUGCUGUCGAAGAUAGUUGUUCUCGAAGAUUGUAGAAGCUAGUUUUAAAUGCUCCAGGCCUAUUCCAACCACCCAGCUAAGGCCUCUGUGAUAAGGUGAUUGUGA